Messenger RNA from Penicillium argentinense, 1035 nucleotides. Its product is annotated as class I SAM-dependent methyltransferase. The record is from RefSeq and is a predicted model, not a curated record. NCBI's taxonomy places the organism in Eukaryota, Fungi, Ascomycota, Eurotiomycetes, Eurotiales, Aspergillaceae. The transcript has 11 exons. The coding region runs from base 1 to 1035 and encodes 344 amino acids. Gene Ontology annotation, molecular function: methyltransferase activity.
AUGGCUGCGGAAAAUGAAAACAUCGCGGUGGAUCCCGAUCUGCACCUGUCGCAAACGAAUAUUGCCGACGACUAUCAAUCCGAAACGACCUCACUCUCGUCCUCGAUCUAUCGAGGGCUUAUCGAGAAUGGACGCCGAUAUCAGACCAUGAGAGAAAACGAAUAUUGGAGCCCUGCCGAUGAACUGCAAUUCGAAAGCUUAGAGGCCGGUCAUGCCGUCGCCAUUGUGUUGGACUGCGAUCGGCCGAACCCACUAUUCCGAUCGCCCGUAGGGGGUUCACCAAAGAACAUUCUCGAUAUCGGAACCGGCAAUGGACUCUGGGCCAUUGAUUGCGCCGACAUGUUCCCUCAAACCACCGUUCGAGGUGUAGAUCUCUUUCCUCCGCCCGUAACAUGGAUGCCUCCGAACUGCAUCUUGGAGGUUGAUGACGUUUUGCGCGAGUGGACUUGGCGUGAACCGUUCGACUUCAUCCACUUGCGCAUCAUGCUCGGAUCAUUUACAGCAGAAGAGUGGCACAGCGUCUACCAAAAAUGCUAUGAGAACCUCAAGCCAGGCGGUUGGAUUGAACAGCUCGAGUUGGACGCCCACCUGGAGUCCGAUGAUAACAGCAUUCCCGCAGGAAGCAUGGCUGAGACCUGGGGGGAUACCACAUUCGGCUGCGCAAAUAGAUCCGGUCGCGGUAUCGACACGAUCAACACAAUGCGUGACUCAAUCGAGCGUGUUGGAUUCAUCAAUAUCCACGAGAAAGCAUAUAAAUGGCCCAUUGGGGUUUGGCCCAAGGACAAGCAGCUCAAGGAAGCUGGUUUGAUGAACUAUCACAUGUGGUCUGCAGGCCUAGAAGGAUGGGGAAUGUGGCUUCUCACCAAAUUCGGCGCGCCUAAUCCCUGGCCUCCGGAACAAGUCCAAGCUUACGUGGGCAAGAUUCGGUCGGAGUUGAAGAAUCCAAACACUCACGCCUACCAACGAGCAAAACGUGUCUGGGCUAGGAAGCCGUUGGAUGACGAGCUGAGACGGCCCAAACCAGAGCCAUUGUAA